UCAGGAGAGCUCUCCGGCAGCGAGGAGCCCUAUCAGAGUAAAGAUCAGGACUUCAUGAAGAACCGUACGAGCGGUGAUCCUGAUCCACCUCUAGACUCACACUGAGAGCAGCACCAUGAUCGACCUGAGCUUCCUGACGGAGGAGGAGCAGGACGCCAUCCUGGCUGUGCUGAGAAGAGACACGGAGCUGAAGAAGGCUGAGGAGCAGCGAGUGCUGAACCUCCAGAAGAUGGUGAAUGAUAGAGGCCAGCUGAGGUACAUGACUGGAGAAUGGUUCUACGAGAUCAAGCAGCUCCGUCACCAGGACCGCAUCCACGGCUCCGAGAUCAUCAGGGCCUCCAUGAGACACUCACAUAGGUCGCUGACUAUAUUGGAACUCGUCCCCCCUGUGCUCUGUGGGCUCCUCCAGGAGCCCCCCAUGCAGCCCAGCAGUGACAGAUGUGAGAACCAGAAGUCAUUUGAAACACCUAGAUCACUUUUACAGUCACCCACAAAGCAAAGAAAAAAUCCAUUCAAUAGUGAGGUCAUUGCAUGUCACACUUUUGAAGAAAAGGACGGUCAGCUAUUGGUCGCAGCGGUGGAUGACACCCACACACUGAACCAGG
This is a messenger RNA of Notothenia coriiceps (black rockcod), 605 nucleotides long. Its product is annotated as synaptotagmin-like protein 2. Gene Ontology annotation, molecular function: small GTPase binding; neurexin family protein binding. The transcript is spliced from 6 exons. Gene Ontology annotation, biological process: exocytosis; intracellular protein transport. Lineage: Eukaryota; Metazoa; Chordata; Actinopteri; Perciformes; Nototheniidae. The record is from RefSeq and is a predicted model, not a curated record. Gene Ontology annotation, cellular component: exocytic vesicle; plasma membrane. The annotation marks the transcript as partial.